Molecule: messenger RNA, 3494 nt
Organism: Galeopterus variegatus (Sunda flying lemur)
Lineage: Eukaryota; Metazoa; Chordata; Mammalia; Dermoptera; Cynocephalidae
Gene: PNMA2
Product: paraneoplastic Ma antigen 2
Source: RefSeq, a predicted model, not a curated record
AUGGCACUGGCACUGUUAGAGGACUGGUGCUGGAUAAUGAGUGUGGAUGAGCAGAAGUCACUGAUGGUCGUGGGGAUACCUGUGGACUGUGAUGAGGCUGAGAUCCAGGAGGUCCUGCAGGAGACUUUAAAAUCUCUGGGCAGGUAUAGACCGCUUGGCAAGAUAUUCCGGAAGCAGGGGAACGCCAGUGCCGUCUUAUUAGAGCUCAUGGAGGACACUGAUGUCUCAGUGAUUCCAACUGAGGUUCAGGGAAGGGGUGGAGUCUGGAAAGUGAUCUUUAAGACUCCUAACCAGGACACUGAAUUUCUUGAAAGACUGUACCUUCUCCAAGCCCUUGGGCACGAGGGAGUGUCCUCAGCCACGGUACCCUGCAUAUCACCGGAGCUACUGACCCAGUUGUUGGGACAGGCAAUGGCACAUGCCCCUCAGCCCCUGCUGCCCAUGAGAUACCGGAAACUGAGAGUGUUCUCAGGGAGCUCUGUGCCCGCCCUCGAGGAAGAGCCCUUUGAGAUCUGGUUGGAACAGGCCACUGAGAUAGUCAAAGAGUGGCCGGUAGCAGAGGCAGAGAAGAAAAGGUGGCUGAUGGAAAGCCUGCGUGGCCCUGCCCUGGACCUCCUGCAUAUCGUGCAGGCAGACACCCGCAGACACCCGUCAAUCAGCGUGUAGGAGUGUUUGGAGGCGUUUAAACAAGUGUUUGGGAGCCUGGAGAGCCGCAGGACCUCCCAGGUGUGGUAUCUGAAGACCUAUCAGGAGGCGGGGGAGAAAGUCUCAGCCUAGGUGUUAUGGUUAGAGAGGCUGCUCCAGAGAGCAGUGGAGAAGCGGGCCAUCCCAAGGAAUAUCGCGGACCAGGUCCGCCUGGAGCAGGUCAUGGUCGGGGCCAGCAUUAACAAGGUCCUCUGGUGCCAGCUCAGGGAACUGAAGGAUCAGGUCCCGCUUCCCAGUUUCCUUGAGCUGAUGAAGGUAAUACGGGAAGGGGAGGAGGAAGAGGCCUCCUUCGAAAAUGAGAAUACCGAGGAGCAGGAUGAAGGGGAUGGCUAUGGCCGCUGGGAUCAUGAGGGAGAUGAUUAAAAACCAACCGGGAGCGAGACCCGCAGCUGGUGGGCUCAGGGACAUUCACUUUAUCAGGCUAGGAGCUUCUCCGUAGUUUUUCUUGUAAUGUGUGAGAUUGACAUCAAGGUGUUCCAGCCAAUUCUUGGUUUUUCUUUUGAAGAAAAAAUAUCUGAGAGUUCCUUAGACCCUAUGUAGAUCAUUCAUUCAUAAACAAAAGACUAAAUUCCAAAUUUUAGAUAGUAAGCCUAAAGGAAUCGGAAACACCUGUGCUUCCGGUUUGCUUUAAAUACCCCCAAAUAGACCAAAGUUUAUUCAUACCAUAGAAGAAAUUGACAUUAGAAAAUAUAACUUCCGUAAUGUUUGAAAAAUGAAGCUGUGUGACUUAGGUGUUUUUCCUUUCUCAAAUCAGCAAAAACUAUAGCUGUAACCUACAGCCAAGCAGCUAUAACCCUACCCCAUGGCCAUGCUCUCGGGGUAUUUCCAGCCUAGAUGAGGACAUGGCCUGGACUUGAGAAGAGCUGCAUAACCAUGUGUGUAAAUAAGUUCACAACCUCAAUAACAGCAUCAUUGCCAAGUGCAUAGGACCAUCUCUGCCUGUAGGUUUCUUUUUUCUCUUACCUUGGAAUUGCUCCUCCUCCCAUCUUGCUGCUAGGCUUCGGAUAGAACUAGGUGCUGGGUCAAGUCCUGAAGACACAGAUGACUUGGCCUAAUCCCAGCUUUCAAGAGGUCAGAGAGAUGUCCUCAAAGAAAAGGUGGACAUUAGAGGUCAGUGUGCACAAGAGUGGGGAUGUGCAGGGCAGGUUGGGGUCUAGCAAGCAAGUCUGAGCAGAAAGGAAGGUUUCUAGUGGCAACAAAGGGCAAAGAGGAGGGAACUUAGAUUUAUCGAGGAUCUAGUAUGUGCAAGGUGUUUCAUGUAGAUCUCACUUCACGUGCACAUCAGCCCUUUUGAGGAUAAUUUUGCUCUUUAUAAAGAGAAAGAAACAAGCUCAGAUGGGUUAAGUGGUCUCUUCAACACCAAAAUGCUAAGAAGUGGAAGAGCUUAGGUGGAAACCCAGAACUUUCUGGCUCAAGCUAAAUCGCUCUCCAUCAUCACAGUGGCUUUCAAAUUGUGCUCUGCAGUUCUGCAGAGAUUUUUCAGCAGUUGCAUCCUCAAAAUAUAUUUUACAUUCUUUAAAUCUCUAAUUAAUAACAGGUAGACUGAAAUGUGUUGAUAACCAAAUUUUAACACAUGGGCAUUCACCAACAGGUUUGCUUCUAUUUCCAGAUUGACUCAUUUUGUGCAGACCUUGAAACAAAGCUUCCCUUAUGGUAUCUGUGCACAUAUCUGAGCUUCUUUUAAUUGUUCGUAGAUUUAAAAAGCUGUAGCACCUCAUGAGUGCUUAAAUCAGGCCUGUGCAUGUCAUGCAGGUGCGCUAGUGUAGCAUAAAUGAGCACCAUUUAGUUACAUGCUAGGCAAAGCUCCAACACAGUUGACAUACAGCCUCAUGGUAGAUUUGUCAUACUAUACACAAGUUGCUUGGCUUCUCUGAACAUAAGUCUUCUCAUCCAAAAAAUGGAAAGAUGAGAUUCUAGCGUUGUUGUUAGGAUCAAAUGACAUAAUGCCUUUUAAACACUUCACACAAUGAUGUCUGGAACAUAAAAAGCCCUCAGUACGAUGAGGCUCUUGUUAUGAUUUUCAUGAAGCUUAUUGUCUGCUCAGUGCAUGCUCUCUUUAUUGUUCUCACAGCUGUGCAGUAACAAGUAAACAUGUAAUCUUCCAGUCGAGUUGUGAUACCGUGGCAUUACUGUAAAUUUGAGUGCUUGUUGUUUUUUAUAUUUAUAAAUAUUCCAGCAGUUGUUGGUGAUUGUUAGUGAUUCGACUCUGAAACAAUAACUAAUACUUUCUGAUUGUGGUUCACUUUAAAGAAUAUCCUGAGAUUGUACGAAAAGCAUAUUUUUACAAAAGGUACCAUUUGUGAUCAUUUGUCUUUCUGAAUUAUAUUUUUCAGUAUUGUUUAACCAAAAUGAUGCAAUUACCGCCCAUUGCAGUCUGAUUUCAUGAGUUUUUGUGUUCAUUAAACUGGCCUCAUUGUUAUCGUUGAUUGACAGUACACAAAGUAAAAUGUUAUAAAUAUGAAGUUAUAAAAUAAAUAUAUGAUAAUGAAAUCCUGAAUAUUUUUUAUUCCUAUAUUGUGGUCUGUAUAAACUAUUGCUUAUAGAAGGAGCUUCAUUACUAACAAUAACAUUUCUGAGAGAGAAGCUUAGAAAGACAAGUUAAAGCCAAAAGGUCUUGAACUCCUCUGGGCAAGAAAACCUGAGAGCAAAACGCUGGAGUAAGGAUACUCGGGAUGUGUCUUCAGGGAUGGGAGAGAGCUCAGUCUACCCAUCACUGAUUUCCCUUUUAAAAUACAUAAAAAUGACAGAUGGAGGCUGGUUCCCUCAGAGACCACCAACUCACUUGCUUA